Molecule: messenger RNA, 7013 nt
Organism: Syngnathoides biaculeatus (alligator pipefish)
Lineage: Eukaryota; Metazoa; Chordata; Actinopteri; Syngnathiformes; Syngnathidae
Gene: znfx1
Product: zinc finger, NFX1-type containing 1
Exons: 20
Coding region: 297-6161 (1954 amino acids)
Biological process (GO): regulatory ncRNA-mediated heterochromatin formation
Cellular component (GO): nuclear RNA-directed RNA polymerase complex
Molecular function (GO): helicase activity
Source: RefSeq, a predicted model, not a curated record
CCAAAAUAAAAACAAGGUGGUCUACGAUUAAAGGGGUCUAACUCGCGUCUCACUUACCGUCACUUUGGUUUCCAUUCCCAAGUGACGAGGGGGUGACAAUUGUGGAUGUCUUCAUGUUUCCUCCAGUUGUUUCAAGAGGCGGAAACCGCAACUCAGCUCACGGAUAAAUAAAGUGCGCACCCUGGGAGUGUCUGCAGUUAACUCGCUGUUGAGCUUCGGGCGGACGGAUGCCACUCCAUCCAUUGAGCCGGGACUCUGCAGCUUUGGAUAAGUGAAGCAGCAAGAAAACCUUGUAAAUGUUGAGAAGAGGACGAAUAGACGGCAUGUACAAAAAUGCCGGUAUGGGACAACAAUCUGGUGGAGGAAGAGGAAGUGGAAACGGAGGCACAGUGUACAGAAGCAAUAGAGUCGGCAUGAUGAGACUCGGUCGACAAGAGGUGGUAGACAAGGAGGAAGGCGGUAGUAGAGCACUUAAGUAUCAGGAGAUGGAUGGAGGAGGAGGCGAUUUAGAGAAAAACCCAAACAAUUUGAGGGUACGUGAAAAUGGAGGGGGAGCAGCCGGCGGGAGUGCACGUCAAGUGGGCGGGGAAAGGCAGAGAUAUCGUACAGCGUCCAACAGAAGAAGAGAUGGCGCUGGUGAAAAUCAGAGUUGUAACAGAGCGGCAUCAGCUUCCGCAAACAGAAACGCAACCCCGCAGGGUCCUCGUGGGACUGGUGGGAGAGGACAACAAGAGGACAGGGAAAGACAAGGACGCCGUACAUGGGAUGGUGGAAGAAGAGAGGGCGGCGGUGACAAUGGGAGUCAGAAGCAAGGGAGCUCCGCGAGGAGAGACGGAGUGCCGCAGGGUCCUCGGCUGGGCUAUAAAUCCCUGCUGGAACUUUCCGACAAGGAACCCUCUGCUGUGGCCUUCACCCUGUCCUCUCAUCCAGCGCUUCCGGGUAUGCUUCUGGAGACCGAAAUGAGGCAGGACCUUGUGGAACUCCUCUGCCUGGUGCUCAGCAAAGCCUUCAAAUCACGCUCAAACCGAGUCACAUUGCAGCGCCUGGCUAGCCUCUUAAAAGACUCUGGCUUUUUUCGCACCAUCCUGCCUCACUACCUAGCAGCGAUGAGGUCAGAGUGCAGGUUGGACCGCAGAAAACAAUACCCUUUGCACCUGGAAAACAUUCUGUUGAUUCUCACGCAGGUCCUCACCAACUUCCCCGCGAGUUCCGUCCAACCUGUCAGCUUGCUACUGACGUUGCUCCGAGCCUCCAUGGACGAACUGAGGACAGCAGAAGUCGAUGUACCGGCUGAUGUGGUGGAGAAAGUAGGGAGGCUUGAGGGUCUGGUCAAGCACCUCCAGGAGAAGUCUCGGGAAGGAACUCUUCACAAGAGCCGGGACACUUAUGGUCUUCUCCCGUUUGGCCUGUCAGAUGAAGAGGACGAGCGCCCAGUUUUCAGGACCAUGCCCAUCUACCCAACCUCGGAGGAGUUUAUCCAAGACCACAGGCCCUUCCUUAGACCAAACAUCACUUCACAGCGAUACACAAACACCCUCAUCUACCUGGACACACACUUCAGGCUCAUGAGAGAGGACUUGGUGCGGCGACUCCGUGAAGGGAUCCAGCAGUUACGGCAGAUGCAAUUGCAGGCAAACAAUACGGAUCUGAAGAAGAAGCACUUUGAUGACAUACUUGUCUAUUUUGAUGUGAAACUGGGAGCGCCCAAGUACAUGCUGACUGGUCUUGCCUAUGUUGUCCAGUUUGAUGUUGAACCACUCAAGUUUGUGCGCUGGGAGAACUCCAAGAGAUUGCUCUAUGGCUCCUUGGUCUGCCUCUCUUGUGAUAAUUUCGAGAGCUUCCUGUAUGCCACAGUGGCAGAUCGCAACCCGAAGAACCUUAUCAAGGGGCAGGUGACAGUUACGUUCAUGGGCGACAGUAGAUUCAAACUGGCCAGGAUGGAGAAUGCGCAAGAUCAGGUGUUUUUGAUGGUUGAGACCCCCGCCUACUUUGAGGCCUACCGGUAUGUUCUGGAAGGCCUGCAAGAACAAGAUGAGAAUGUACUGCCCUUUCAAAGGUAUAUCGUAGAGUGCAGCAAAGAUGUGUUGCCCCCAGCAUAUCUGCAAAGAAGCGACGUUUAUAACCUGUCAUCCAUCGCUGCACCUAACUACAAGGGGCACAUCCGGCCCUUUCACAGCCUGAAUAAAAAUGCCUGGCCUGACAAGAAACUGUUGAGCUUGGAUGAGUCCCAGAUGAGUGCCCUCCAACUGGCUCUCACUAAGGAGCUCACCAUUAUACAGGGACCCCCCGGCACUGGAAAAACCCACGUUGGAUUAAAGAUAGCACAGGCUCUUCUGGAUAAUGAAAAUGUUUGGCAAGAUCCAGGGGGAAAAGCUCAGAUGCUGGUUGUGUGUUACACCAACCACGCGUUGGAUCAGUUCCUCGAGGGGAUCUAUAAGUUUAUGCCCAGGGGCAUCGUGCGAGUGGGGGGCCGCAGCAACAGUGAACUCCUGAAGCCUUUCAACCUGAGAGAACUGGCUACUUCACUCACGUUCAAACAGCGACAGCAGUCUUACCUGCGCCACGCAUUCACAGAGAUUCACUCGGAGUUGCGUGGUUUGGAGAACAGGCUUAAGGAACACAGCCACAGAGUUCAGUGUUCUCGAACCGGUAUCCUGCAAGACGCAGUCCUCGAGAAAUUCAUGAUGGAAAAGCACUGGAGCAGUCUGCACCAACCAAUUGAUCUCGGGAUAUGGAUUGGGAAGUCAAAUUUAAUGACGGAAUGGUUAGGUUUGUUUCCUGGAGCCAUCCUGCAGAUGGAGACAGAGGACGGAAAUAUGGAUGAGGAUGAGCUCAUGACAGAGCCUGAACAAGAGGAACUCAUUGACAUCACAGAGGAGGCCGAGCUGAUCCAGGCCGACCGCAUCAUCGAGGACAACAUUGAUGCAGGACGGGGCAAGGAUCCCAAAAUGGAACGUCUCAGGGAGGCGAUGGCCCUCAAAAGAGUUCAGAAAUCUAUGCUGGCAAUGAGCAUGGAGGAGGAUGACAAAAAGCCUGAACAGACAGAGGAAGAAUGGACGCUUCAACGGGACCAAAAGCGGAAGAUGAAGCGCAAAAUUCUAAGAGAGCUGAGCGACCAGACCGCUAUGAGUGAAGCAGAGGAAAGCACAAUCCUGGAUAUUUGGGCCCUCAGCAUGGCAGACCGAUGGAGACUCUAUCGGUUGUGGAUUGUACGCUACAGAGCCGCCCUCCGUAAUGAAACGGUAAUCUACGAAGAGGAAUACCAACAGGCUGCGGAUCGAUACGCUGAAAUCAAACGCGAUGAGACUCUCACAAUUCUUCGGAUGGCCAAGGUCAUCGGCAUGACAACAACGGGGGCGGCCAAGUUCCGGAAGGUCCUACAGGAGCUGUACCCGCGUGUGGUGAUUGUAGAAGAAGCAGCAGAGGUUCUCGAGGCUCACAUCAUCACCGUGCUGAGUGAAGCAUGUCAGCACCUCAUUCUCAUUGGAGACCACCAACAGCUGCGGCCCAGUUCCACAGAGUACGACCUGGAGAAGAACUACAAAAUGGGGGUGUCCAUGUUUGAGAGGCUGGUCAAUAUGGGACUUCCUUUUGUCAGACUCAACCAACAGCACCGCAUGAGGCCAGAAAUUGCCCGCCUGCUGACGCCACACAUUUACAAAGAGCUGGAGAACCAUGACUCUGUGUUGAACUUUGACAACAUUAAGGGCCUGAAAACCAAUUUGUUCUUUGUGGAGCACAACCAACUUGAAAAACAGUUCAAGGAGGAGGGGAAAAGCCAUCAGAAUCUGCACGAGGCCACGUUUGUGGUUGCUCUUUGCCGUUAUCUUCUCCUUCAAGAAUAUAAACCAGAGCAGAUUACCAUCCUAACAACCUACACGGCGCAGUUCCAAUGUCUGCGCCGCCUUAUGCCAGCCAGCCAAUUCUCAGGCGUCAGAGUCCACGUUGUGGAUAAAUAUCAAGGAGAAGAGAAUGACAUUGUUUUGCUGUCUUUGGUGCGCAGCAACCUGCAGGGUAAAAUCGGCUUCUUGAGCAUUUCCAAUCGCGUUUGUGUCGCUUUGUCUCGGGCCAAGAAAGGUCUCUAUUGCAUUGGCAACAGUGAUAUGCUGAGACAGGUCAAGCUGUGGAGCGACAUCUUCAGCACCUUGAAGGAGAAGGAUCAGGUCGGGGGUUCCCUAACCCUGUGCUGUCAGAAUCACCCAGAGCGACAGGUCCGAGCCUCUUGUGCUGAUGAUUUCAAUCAGGCUCCUGAGGGAGGCUGCACCCAACCCUGCGAGUACCGUCUGGACUGUGGCCACGUAUGCACAAGUGUCUGCCACCCCUAUGACCAGGAACACAAAAACUACAAAUGUGUCAAGGACUGUACAAAGAUUAUAUGCUCUUUGGGACACAAGUGCCCACUUGUUUGCCAUGCAAAGUGUCCAAAGAUUUGUCCAGUCAAUGUUGAAAAGAUCAUACCUAAGUGUCAGCACAAACAGAUGGUUCCCUGUCAUCAGGACCCAGACACCUUCCUGUGCAAGACUCUUUGCCAGAAAACACUGCAGUGUGGAGAUCCCUGUGACUCGUUGUGCGGACUGCCGUGCACCAGCAGGUGCAAGGCCAAUGUUAUGCUAAAACUAAGGUGUGGCCACAGCCAGAUGGGCUCAUGUUUCUAUCAAACACAAGAAGACGAGCCUUUGUGUAAAACCCCGUGUAAGCAGCAGCUUAAAUGCGGCCACGCCUGUGGCGGAACGUGUAGUCAGUGUUACAAUGGUCGCUUUCACUUGCCCUGUUCUCGUAAGUGCGACCGUCUUCUGAUAUGUUCUCACAAGUGCGCGGGGCCCUGUACUCGCGACUGCCCCCCCUGUCAGAAGCAAUGUGAGAACUGUUGUGUCCACAGCAAGUGCAUGAAGACGUGUGGACAGCCCUGCACUCCGUGUAACGAGCCUUGUGCUUGUCAAUGCGCUCAUCAGAGCUGCACCAAGCUUUGCCAUGAGCCAUGCGAUCGGCCGCCGUGCACCCAGCCCUGUGCCCAAACCUUGGUUUGCGGCCACCCGUGCAUUGGACUGUGUGGGGACAAAUGUCCCAACAAAUGUCGUAUCUGUCACAAAGACGAAGUCACAGAGAUUUUCUUCGGAAUGGAGGAUGAGCCUGAGGCUCGCUUCAUCCAGCUGGAAGACUGUGGACACAUUAUCGAACACGUGUCCAUGGACACAUACAUGGCAAUGGAUGACGAGAAGAAGGGGAACGAAGAAGGACAGGUGGCCAUCAAGUUGAAGGAAUGUCCAAAGUGUCGAACUCCGAUUCGCAAGAACCUACGUUACGGAUCUCACAUUAACAGAAGUCUGGCAGCGAUUGAGAUGGUGAAGAAAAAGAUAAAUGGGGAUGAAGUUGACAUGAAAAACCGCAGUCAGGUGCUUGAGACUCCUCUGCUGAGUCUACGUAACCAAGGUUUGCUUGAGGAAGACCAAUACCUGCAUAUCCAUCGCAUUCUGACCAGCGACUGCAUCACGGCAAAUGACAUAUGGGUCCUGGAGAACAAGCUGAACUUCCUGACAAAGAUUCAGAAAUUACUGACGUUUGUACGAGAUCAGACAAACGCUGAAGUUGACGAGUUCAGGAAGACGACCGACAUCUUCCUGUUGUGGGUCAAUAACUCCAACCAGAAAUUCACUGAGCAGCAGAUAUUUGAUUUACAAAGGGAGGUGCAGAGACUCGUGCUCUGGGCAGAAUUCAUCACCCUUUACAGCACAGCAGUGAAACAAGGGAAAAGUAACUAUAUUGAAACCGAGAAACAGAUAGUGGAUGAAGCGUUGGGAAAGCACGGCCAAUUCACCGAGCUCGAUGAGCGAGGAGCGAACGAGGCCAUGAAGGUGAUGAAGCAAAAGGUGCCCGUCACAGGUUUGAGGAUCAGCGAUGAGGAGAGAAAGAUGAUCGUUUCGGCCAUGAACAUGCGGUCUGGACACUGGUAUCAAUGCCCCAAUGGCCACAUCUACGUUAUCACGGAGUGCGGUGGGGCGAUGGAGGCUCGACGCUGCACCGAAUGUGACGCUACCAUCGGCGGGAGUAACCACAGGCUGGCCAGCGGCAACACAGUUGCGUCAGUGAUGGAUGGGGCGCGGCACGCCGCUUGGUCCGAAGCCAACAACCUCAUGAACUUCCAAGAUCUUUAUUUAGACUAAGCUUUUUUUUUUUUUUUCUUUCUUCCAAUUUCUAAAGUCCAGUGAACCUUCACCAUUUGCAUUGAUUAGGGUUGGGACUAAUGCUUGAUGUGAGUAGAAAUCUCAUGCUUUAUAUUUGUCACAAACAACUCAUGAUUGCUAGUACCUGCGCUAUUACCAGCUGAUCCGCUAUUAACGUGCACCGCUGCCAGUUAUGUCUGAGACCUGUUUCUGCAUCAUCCGGAGAGGUUUACCGGUCCGGUUUCUCGAGCGGAGCUUUGCCAACCUGCCGGUCGCUGUUGGAAUCUUCCAUUCUGUUUGCAGUUGAGCUGGCUAGCUUGUUAGUAGUAAAUGCUAACAUGAGAUCUUAAAAGGAUGAGGGGAAAAACAAACAAACAAACAAAAAAAAAACAAUAUUAAACAAACUAUUUCUGUUAAAUAUUAUUUAUUCAACGGAAAAAUAAGCCGGUGAGCAGAGUGGAAAUUCACGAUUUGUACACAGAUGUGUGAAAUUUGUGAUGAAAUUUUGGUCCUCAAUUCACCUACCGAGCAUUUGUGGACUCUAUUCCACCUGACUUAUUGUGAGGAAGCGAGGUGUUCUCCGCAGGAGACGGCUCAAGUCGAACAUGAAAGCGUCUGACUGAAAUCUCAUCACCACGUGAACUGUGGUACAAUAAAUUGACAUGCAUAAAACAAAAGUGGUCACUCCGAUGUCGUAAAUUGUGUCGCUUUUGUGGUAUUGUUGUAAUUGCUUCUACUCCUUCCUUGGUUGUGCCUGCUGUGGUUUUUUUGUGUGAAUGCACGUGGGUCAAUUUGACCCCUUCCAUGUUUAGUCAUCAAUGAAGUAAAUAAAAAGAAACCAAAAACAUCAAA